Drosophila melanogaster (fruit fly) is the source of this 591-nucleotide messenger RNA. It is a transcript of the gene jb, whose product is annotated as jean-baptiste. The transcript has 3 exons. The coding region runs from base 39 to 497 and encodes 152 amino acids. The record is from RefSeq and is marked reviewed. NCBI's taxonomy places the organism in Eukaryota, Metazoa, Arthropoda, Insecta, Diptera, Drosophilidae.
AGUUCACAUCUAGAACCCGUACCGGAGAAACCAUUUCCAUGUCACAACGGAACUUCAAGAUGCCAAAUCCGAACAACGAAUCCCAUUCCUAUUUCCUCCGGAAUAUUCCGGAAGAAUUGCAGCCUCAGUUUACGCGUGGAUUCAAUCAGUGGAUGGGCAAUCAGUCUACGAUGACUAAGGGUUUGCCAUCCAAUACAGUGAAUAAGUCUGCCCAGACGGCAUCUGUCAAUGAUGGCAACUUGCAAGCUAGCGUGAUCGCAAUGCUGGCAGGAAUGGACUCGAUCUUGGACAUGGAGCAGCCUAACAGAAGUCCUUCGCGCGAAGAGCACGAGCGCCUAAAUGAGCUGUUGUUCAGCAGCAAUUUGCUCAUGCUGGACGUAAAGAAGCGAACGUUUCCCGUGGAGGACCCAACUGGGUAUUUAACUUCGGUUUCAGAGCAAAAUCCAGAUGGGAAUCCGUUGGCUAAGCGACUAAAGCUAGAGCGUCCUCAGGGCUGACACUAAUGACCAAUGUCUCUUCCUCAGAGUCUCUCAACCAUACAGGACAUUAACGAACCAUUAAAUAAAUCACUAUAAAAAUAAAUCACAAAAU